This is a messenger RNA of Salvelinus fontinalis (brook trout), 5752 nucleotides long. Its product is annotated as E3 ubiquitin-protein ligase MGRN1-like. Gene Ontology annotation, molecular function: ubiquitin protein ligase activity. The record is from RefSeq and is a predicted model, not a curated record. The coding region runs from base 256 to 1911 and encodes 551 amino acids. The transcript is spliced from 15 exons. Gene Ontology annotation, biological process: endosome to lysosome transport; negative regulation of G protein-coupled receptor signaling pathway; protein ubiquitination. Gene Ontology annotation, cellular component: cytoplasm; nucleus; early endosome. Lineage: Eukaryota; Metazoa; Chordata; Actinopteri; Salmoniformes; Salmonidae.
UAUCACACAUCAGAAGGCUUUUUGGCUUGAAACUUGUGUUUAUUUUCUUUAGCGGACAUCCAGUUAUCCUUGGUUCUAUCGUUAUUCUUGACAGGUACACAAUUGGAUAUAUAAGUGGCUGUGUAAUACCGAGGAAAGUCUAAAACUUGUUACAAAACGGUCCCUUGGACGAUAAAUACACUAGCGUAGGGGCUAGUAACGUUAGUAGUUAGCUAAUUCUGUAGCUAAUUAGCUAGCUAGCAACAACAAGGAAAGAUGGGGUCGAUUCUUAGCCGGAGAAUCGCUGGCGUUGAGGAUAUUGAUAUCCAGGCGAAUUCUGCAUACAGAUUUCCACCGAAAUCGGGGAAUUACUUUGCCAGCCAUUUUUUCAUGGGAGGGGAGAAAUUUGACACCCCCCAUCCAGAGGGUUACCUAUUUGGAGAAAACAUGGAUCUGAACUUCCUUGGAAAUAGGCCUGUACAAUUUCCGUACGUGACCCCGGCACCCCAUGAGCCUGUGAAGACCCUGAGAAGUCUGGUCAAUAUCAGAAAGGACUCCCUGCGCUUGGUCAGGUACAAAGAUGACACUGAUGCUCCAGUAGAUGAAGGAGGGAAGCCAAAGGUUCUGUAUGGUGUGGAGUUCACAUUUGACGCUGAUGCUCGUGUGGCUAUCACCCUGUAUUGCCAAGCUUUUGAGGAAUUCACCAAUGGGAUGGCAAUGUACAACCCAAAGGGCCCAGCCCUGGUUUCUGAGACUGUACACUAUAAGAGGGGUGUGAGCCAACAUUUCUCCCUGCCUUCUUUCAAAAUCGAUUUCACCGACUGGAAGGAGGAGGAUCUGAACUUUGAGCUGGACCGGGGUGUUUUCCCCAUGGUGAUCCAAGCUGUGGUGGAUGAAGGGGAUGAUUGCUUGGGACAUGCACAUGUGCUGCUGGCAGCCUUUGAGAGACAUGUGGAUGGCAGUUUCUCCGUCAAGCCUCUGAAGCAGAAGCAAAUUGUGGAUCGUGUGAGCUACCUGCUGCAGGAGAUCUAUGGAAUUGAAAACAAAAACAACCAAGAGACCAAGCCGUCGGAGGAUGAGAACAGUGACAACAGCAAUGAGUGUGUUGUUUGUCUGUCAGAUCUCCGAGACACCAUCAUCCUGCCCUGCAGACACCUGUGUCUCUGCAACUCCUGUGCUGACACCCUGCGUUACCAGGCCAACAACUGUCCUAUCUGCAGACUGCCCUUCCGAGCCUUGCUGCAGAUCAGAGCUGUGAGGAAGAAGCCUGGGCCGCUGUCCCCUGUCUCUUUCAGCCCUGUACUGGCUCAGACCAUGGACCAUGAUGAGCACUCGAGCUCAGACUCGGUUCCCCCAGGCUUUGAGCCCAUCUCUCUGCUGGAGGCCCUGAACGGCCUACACUCUGUGUCCCCCUCCAUCCCCCCCGCCCCCCUCUAUGAUGAUAUUAACUUCUCUGGGAGCCUGGUCGGGGAGGGCCGUCCGCUGGGCUCCCCAGAACACUCCGGUGACGGUGGCCUGCAGAAGGGCAAAGUCAGCAAGUCACCUGACAGCACCCUGAGGUCGCCCUCAUCACCCAUCCAAGAGGAGGAUGAGGAGAAGCUGUCUGAAAUGUCGGACACCCAGCCUCACACACUGCUCUCCAGCAGCCCUGCUCCCACCGAGGCCACUGCAGCCGAAGAUGUACCGGAGUCCAUCUCCCCAGAUGAUGAGGACAGGCUGCACUCUGGAGGAGAGAGACAGAUCCUUCAGGACUACAGCAGUGAACACAGCAGCCUGACCAAAACAGAGAGUGACCCGCCGGGGGACUUGUCUCUGCCAGGGUCAUCAGAGUCAACAGAGAGCCUGAAGAGUCAGAGUACCAACUGCUCCAGCCAGCCCCUCCUGUGUCCCCCCAGCAGCCUUCACAUGGAGGAUGAGCAACUUGACCCCUAACCUCUGGGCCCAACGGUUCUCCCUCUCUGGCUGAGUCCCAAUUCACUUUCUCGCAUGGAUUUAACAAUGGUGGAAACUCCCUCCAGUCAAUAAUUACACCAAUCCAAUGCUUUUAAAUCCAUGACGGGGAGUGUGAAAGUGCACAUUUAGACUGAAGGAUGAAACAUUGGGAUUUAGCCAUGGUCUCCUCCCAAGCCCAUCCCUCCCCCAUGAUCCAGUCCCCUUGGGCCUUGUAGAAGACCACUCUCCUACUUUGGUCACCGAUUCAUGCCAUAACUGGCAUUGAUUCAAAAUUUGGUUGUGGUGGUCACUGCAAGGAUUUACUAAAACCAUACUAUACCUUAACUAAAAAAACAACAAGUCCUUCAUUAGAUUGCUUUACAUACAGUUGAAGUCGGAAGUUUACAUACACCUUGGCCAAAUACAUUUAAACACAUUUUUUUCACAAUUUCUGACAUUUAAUCCCAGUAAAAAUUCCCUGUUUUAGGUCAGUUAGGAUCACCACUUUAUUUUGAGAAUGUGAAAUGUCAGAAUAAUAGUAGAGCGAUUUAUUUCAGCUUUUAUUUCUUUCAUCACAUUCCCAGUGGGUCAGAAGUUUACAUACACUUAAUUAGCAUUUGGUAGCAUUGCCUUUUAAAUUGUUUAACUUGUUUAACUCAAACGUUUUGGGUAGCCUUCCACAAGCUUCCCACAAUAAGUUGGGUGAAUUUUGGCCCAUUCCUCCUGACAGAGCUGGUGUAACUGAGUCAGUUUGUUGGCAUCCUUGCUCGCACACGCUUUUUCAGUUCUGCCUACAGAUUUUCUAUAGCAUUGAGGUCAGAGCUUUGUGGUGGCCACUCCAAUACCUUGUCUUUGUUGUCCUUAAGCCAUUUUGCCACGACUUUGGAAGUAUGCUUGGGGUCAUUAUCCAUUUGGAAGACCCAUUUGCGACCAAGCUUUAACUUCCUGACUGAUGUCUUGAGAUGUUGCUUCAAAAUAUCCACAUAAUUUUCCUCCCUCAUGAUGCCAUCUAUUUUGUGAAGUGCACCAGUCCCUCUUGCAACAAAGCACCCCCACACAUGAUGCUGUCACCCCAUGCUUCAUGGUUGGGAUGGUGUUCUUUGGCUUGCAAGCCUCCACCUUUUUCCUCCAAACAUAACGAUGGUCAUUAUGGCCAUUUCUCCAAAAAGUAUGAUCUUUGUCCCCAUGUGCAGUUGCAAACUGUAGUCUGGCUUUUUUAUGGCGGUUUUGGAGCAGUGGCUUCUUCCUUGCUGAACGGCCUUUCAGGUUAUGUCGAUUAUUGGACUCACUUUACUGUGGAAAUGGAUAUUUUUGUAGCUGUUUCCUCCAGCAUCUUCACAAGGUCUUUUGCUGUUGUUCUGGGAUUGAUUUGCACUUUUCGCACCAAAUUAUGUUCAUCUCUAGGAGACAGAACGCGUCUCCUUCCUGAGCGGUAUGACGACUGCGUGGUCCCAUGGUGUUUGUUCUUGCGUACUAUUGUUUGUACAGAUGAACAUGGUACCUUCAGGCGUUUGGAAAUUGUUCCCAAGGAUGAACCAGACUUGUGGAGGUCUACAAUUCUUUUUCUGAGGUCUUGGCUGAUUUCUUUUGAUUUUCCCAUGAUGUCAAGCAAAGAGCCACUGAGUUUGAAGGUAGGCCUUGAAAUACAUCCACAGGUACACCUCCAAUUGACUCAAAUUAUGUCAAUUAGCCUAUUGGAAGCUUCUAAAGCCAUGACAUCAUUUUCUGGAAUUUUCCAAGCUGUUUAAAGGCACAGUCAACUUAGUGUAUGUAGACUUCUGAGCCACUGGAAUUGUGAUACAGUGAAAUAAUCUGUAAACAAUUAUAGGAAAAAUGACUUGUGUCAUGCACAAAGUAGAUGUCCUAACCGUCUUGCCAAAACCUAUAGUUUAUUAACAAGAAAUGUGUGGAGUGGUUGAAACACUUAGGUUGGAGUCAUUAAAACUCGUUUAUGUAAACUUCUGACUUCAACUGUACAUUUAGGAGUAUGCAAUUGUUUGUCCAUUCUGGAUGGGGUUGUAGUGCAGUGGCGGACAUUGCAUGAUUCCAGUGGUUGAAUAUGACUACCAUCAUAUGGUGGUACUAGAAGCACACUCACUUUCAGUUUACUCUAAUCAAAUUACUGCUUGACACUAAUUGUUUUAGAGAGCAUUAAUACCAUUCCUGUUGUAUUCAUCUAAACUAAUAACCUUUUUAACAUUUUAUUUCUUGGUGCUUGUAUGAUAUGAAACGUUUUGGAAAGGAAACUUGAAACAUUUCGGUGGACAUUUGACAUGAUUAAACAUGACAAUUUAAUGGUGUCGUUUUUAAAGGUUCUGAGGAUUCAUUCAUUUUACUUUGUGAAAUGGUGAAUUCCUAUGUCAUAGCAAGUCAAAUUGAGGCAUUUCAUUUCAAGUUGUCUUCGACGUAAAUAUCUACAUUUGUUCGUUUUUAUACUGAAUUAUGUGAUGUCUUAUAUAUUUUACCUGUACUAGACAAUUAUGUAGGUUAAUUUGCAAAAUUGUAUAUUUGUGUAUUGUAGAAGAAAAUCUGUGGAUUCAAAUAAGGAGAUUAGUAGAUACAGCUACAUGCACAGUAUCUCAAAUUUAGCUGAUAGAUUUUUAGUGACGGUCCAGCUUUACACCUUAACAGCUGAACACAAAGAAAGAUAGAGCCUGCAACAAGCCAAUACGCUAUGCUGACUGUAUAGCACAAACUGUGUUAUUUGUAGAUGUGGCAUAUUUCUGUAGUUAUAUUGUGGCUUGUCAUCCUGGCAUAGUCAUUGCCUUGUUCACGUUCUAUGACUUGCAGUGUCUGACUUCCCUGUAGAUGUAGCGCCAUACAUAUAGAUCUAUGUGCCUUCAACUAAACACAUAUGGCUGCUGCUUGUUGCAUUUUUGGUGUUCUUGUGAUGAAACUGUUUCAGGAUAUACAGCUGUAUGAGCCUGUAGUCUAGGAGGUUUUUAUUCCCAUUGGCUGAUAUACAGAGCUGUAAAGGUAUGACAUUUCUUUGCAUCUUCAAUGGUUCGUUAAAUAUUUUUAAGGAAACCUAAUUGUUAUUAAACCAUUAUUAAAACCAACUGUUCAGCGAUUACAAUUAUGUUAAAUCCAUAUAUUGAUACAUUUCAUCUAUAAAAAGUAAGUACAUUAUGAUUAGACUUGGUUGUUAUAUGGUCUGUAUUGUGUGUUUGUGUGUGUUCUAAUUUUUUCCCCAGGAGGAAUAAACUAAAUGCUUCUUAACCAUUUUACUUAUGCAAUAUCUUGAGACAUUGCAUCUUUAACAUUAGGUUAUCUUUCGCUUGUGAGUUUUUUUGUAGAGGGGUGUAAAACUAUCCAAACUGCUUUGGAUUAAUACUGUUCAUGUCAUGUGUCUUUGACUAACGAUGUGCCAUGUUAACUUUGAUGAUACACUUGUGCCUUGUUUCUGUUUCUCACUAGUAUUGACCUGGUAUCCAGGACAUCACCACAUUUAGUGAUUCAUAACUCUAUCAAUAUUUGUCUGUCCCUGUGUACAGAUGUAGGAUCUUCAUUUGCUCAAUCUUCUGUUACUGAGAAUAUGCAAACUGUUACAGGAAAUGCAAACUUGUAGUGUAUUCAAGGUUUAAAAAGGCUUCUAAAGUUUGUAAUUUCCACUUUAAAAUAUCAGACUUGAUUUGCCCUAACGAAAAAUGUAUCAAACCCUACAAAAAUGUCAAUUUAUUAUAAUUUAUUAUAGUCCGACAUAUCAUUUAAAUUCCCUGUUGCUGCAUGAUUAUUUUCCUGCUGUAGCGAACUGUCUCAAAUUAAGAUCCUACAUGUGUAGCCUACAGCCGCAUGUGAAUAACAAUUAAAUAAAUGUAAUGUUGAACACUUCUGUUUUUAA